Messenger RNA from Musa acuminata subsp. malaccensis (wild Malaysian banana), 1083 nucleotides. RefSeq names its product germin-like protein 5-1. The record is from RefSeq and is a predicted model, not a curated record. Gene Ontology annotation, cellular component: cell wall; plasmodesma. Gene Ontology annotation, molecular function: manganese ion binding. Gene Ontology annotation, biological process: plasmodesmata-mediated intercellular transport; regulation of root development. Lineage: Eukaryota; Viridiplantae; Streptophyta; Magnoliopsida; Zingiberales; Musaceae.
CUAAUGGCACCUUUCAUGCCUCCUUCUCUGGUCUUCUCUCCCUCAUUUCUUGGCUUGAGGUCCUCCAUUUCGUGCCUACACACUUCUCACCAACCCCCUUAUAUUUAUAUAUAGCACCCCUUUUCCCUUCCAAGUUCAUCGCAUUCUUCUCUUCUGCACAGCCUAAAAGUCGAGUCUCCCACCCAAGCCAAGCACAGCAACGUUGAUGAUAAUGCUGACCGCCAUGACCAAGCCUUCGCUGUUGCUGCUCGCCUUCUUCUCCCUCCUCGUUGUUCCUCCCUGCCUUGCCGCGGACCCCGACAUGCUGCAAGACAUCUGCGUCGCAGAUCCUGGCUCAGGCGUCAAGCUGAAUGGAUUCGCCUGCAAGCCGGCGGAAAACGUGACAGAGGCGGACUUCUUCUUCAAGGGGCUGGCCACGCCGGGCGCCACCAACAACACCAUGGGCUCCCUCGUGACCGGCGCCAACGUCGAGAAGAUACCCGGGCUGAACACCCUGGGCGUGUCCAUGUCCCGCAUCGACUACGCCCCCGGCGGGCUGAACCCGCCCCACACCCACCCGCGCGCCACCGAGAUCGUCUUCGUCCUCGACGGCACCCUCGACGUGGGCUUCAUCACCACCGCCAACAAGCUGAUAGCCAAGACCAUCACCAAGGGCGAAGUCUUCGUCUUCCCCCGUGGGCUCGUCCACUUCCAGAAGAACAACGGCGCGGUGCCCGCCGCCGUCAUCGCCGGCUUCAACAGCCAGCUCCCCGGCACCCAGUCCAUCGCUGCCACCCUCUUCGCGGCAACCCCGACGGUGCCCGACGACGUCCUCGCCAAGGCCUUCCAGAUCGGCACCAAGGAGGUGGAGGAUAUCAAGAGCCGCCUUGCGCCCAAGAAGUGAGGCGGCAAUGGAUCGAGUCAACGAGACUCCGUAACCGCCCGUGUGUUGUUAUCUUCGGUCAACAUUUGUUUUGAAGUCAUUACGUGGUUGAAGAAUAAAGAGUGUCAUAACUACUUCAAUGUGUUGGGCACCUCAGCCUUUGUUCGAUGCUUAUUCAAUCAUUAGCUAAUAAUAAUGCUCAAACAAGCUUAAUCAUUUCA